This is a messenger RNA of Myxocyprinus asiaticus (Chinese sucker), 1524 nucleotides long. RefSeq lists its product as uncharacterized. The transcript is spliced from 8 exons. Gene Ontology annotation, biological process: response to bacterium. The coding region runs from base 493 to 1524 and encodes 343 amino acids. Lineage: Eukaryota; Metazoa; Chordata; Actinopteri; Cypriniformes; Catostomidae. The record is from RefSeq and is a predicted model, not a curated record.
UCUUGCAGAAAACAAUAAAAAUUAAUUAUUACACUUUGCUCAUCCAUUUUAACUUUAAGUUUUAUUAUCUGCACCGAUUAUAAAAUGUAAAGGAAAGAAAAUUGCAAAGUCAAAUGAAAAUAUUUAAUUAAUUACAUUUUCAUUUUUGUCUUUUUUAUUUUUUGACUUAGAAUUAGGUUAACUGAUAUUAACAUAGAAUGGUCUUGAAAAUCAGAAAAUGUAUCGCAAUAAAUACUUAACACAUGCAGAAACAUUAUGGACCAAGCAUUAACUUGUCUUCUAGGACACUGAAUUAAUUAAAAUUAUUCACUUGUAUCUUGGUUGCAAAUGUGCCAUACAUAAAACUGUGUCAAGUCCAGGAAAUGGCGAUGAUUUGCUGACAAAGGGAACUAACGGAAUCAUGUGAUCUUCAAGGUAGAAGUGUAAAUAACAGUUAACUCUGAGUGAGUUUCUAUUCUUAGCCGGAGUGCAGAAUGAUCUGAAGAAGGUUUAAUGGACAAACAACUUUGUGUGAUGAUCUUGAUCUUAUAUGAAGUCUCUGAAUGUAUAUAUGGAAGCAUUGUACAAUCGGACCCAGUUUUAUCAGUUCAAGAGGGAGAUACUGUGAUACUGUCUUGCUUCAUUCCAAAACAACAUGUUAGCAUGGCAAUGUGGUACAAGCAAGUCAUUGGUGAAGAACCAUGUGCAAUUGCAUCCUCGCUUCACUAUUCAUCAAAAAGUACAUUUUACAAUGAAUUUGACAACAAUCAUUUUGAUGCAUCAAGAGGGACUGACAGUUUUAAUCUGACAAUUAUAAAGACUGUACAAUCAGAUUUAGCCACAUACUAUUGUGCUAUCUCUUUCUCUAACAUCAUUACAUUUGGAAAUGGAACUCAUUUGGUCAUUAAAGGGGCUGAAAUGACCAAACUAACUACUCUACAGCCGCUCAUGAUUGAACCUACUGAGUCAGAGGCUAAUGUUCCUCUACAAUGUUCAAUCCAAAAAAAGAUACUGGCUGGUGGAGAUGAGCGUCUCUACUGGUUCAAACAUGACUCUGGAGAAUCUUAUCCAGGAACCAUUUAUAUUCAUGGAAACACAAGUGAUCCAUGUGUGAGGAACUCUGAAGCUGACUGUCUUUCACGGAACUGUUUGUACAACCUCCCGAAGGAGAACUUCAGUCCGUCUGAUGCUGGAAUUUACUAUUGUGCACUGGCCACAUGUGGGGAAGUUUUAUUUGGAAACAUUUCUAAAGUUACUGAGAACAACUCUAAGAGCCAGAACAUACAAUUGUUCAUUCUUGUCGCACUUGCAUUAGUGCUGAUAAUAAGCUUUACCAUCAAUAUUCUAAUCUGCUGCAAGAGGAGAAAUGGUAGCAAAUCUCAGCAUAUACAGGCUACUGAUGAUGAUGAUGCAUUUAUAAGAAUUAAUCUGGUAGCAUGUAUCAACAAAUCCAUACUGUUGAUACUGAUGAUGUGUCAACAAUUCAGUAAUUUUGCUGCCUUCACCAACAAACUCUCAGGUGUGAAGAAGAAGAUCAGCAUUUAG